Molecule: messenger RNA, 957 nt
Organism: Striga asiatica
Lineage: Eukaryota; Viridiplantae; Streptophyta; Magnoliopsida; Lamiales; Orobanchaceae
Source: the annotation of a GenBank genome assembly
AUGAAAUUCAAGGCGUUCCUCACCGACAACGGCAUCAACCUCCUCGAGAAGCGCAUCCUCCCCGCCCUUGACAAGAUCGGCAGGUCCUGCCACCUCUACCUCACCCGCGACCACGCCUUCUUCCUCCACAACCUCCUCCACCCCGACGGCGUCCACUCCGUCGCCCAGUUCAACAAGCACUCCCUCUUCCACGACUACCGAAUCUCCAGCCACAACGACGACCGCAUCGCCUUCUCCCUCGACCUCCCCCUCCUCCACCGCGCACUCCGCUCCAUCCUCGCUAUCUACGCCGACUCCCGCGACCUCAACCCCGCCGGCGUCCAGAUCAAGCUCGUCAAGAAGCUCCCCCCGCACUCCACCCAGGCCGCGCCAUUCCUCACCCUCGAGGCCAAGGGCCACAAAUCCGCCGUCAUCCAGGACGUCCCCGUCUCGAAGCCCCUGUCCCGAGCCGACGUCCUGGAGCUCCAGCUCGCGCUCGAGGCCAGCCAGGAGAUGCCGGCGACCUUGGUCCGAGCGCCCGACCUCAACUCUCUGCAGAGCUUUGUCGACAGGAUGAAGCACGUGGGUGACGUCAUGGGGGUCACCGUCACAAAGUACGGCGACCUGCACCUCCAGAUCUCGACAAGCCUGAUCACGCUAGGUGCCGAGUUCCGGAAGCUUAUGGUUUUGGGGGAGAGGGAGAGUCGGGCCUGUGGGGAUGAAAAUCUGAGCGCUCAGGCCCGGAUUGAACGGGCUGUACAGAGGCAGGAUGCAAUGAGGGUGGAGGUCAGCGUGAAGCAUUUUUUCAGGUGCCUGCAGUACAGCCUUGCGAAGCCCGACUGCGCAUUUUACGGUAUUGCCCCUCAGGGUGCUUGUUUGGUUGUCAUCUUCCAGUUUUUUGUUCCGGGGACGAGGCAGACUGAUAAGUCGAUCAGUUUGCACUGUCGGCUGCCCGUGCUUGAUCCUGGGUCGAACUGA